Haemonchus placei is the source of this 231-nucleotide messenger RNA. Lineage: Eukaryota; Metazoa; Nematoda; Chromadorea; Rhabditida; Trichostrongylidae. The record is from the annotation of a GenBank genome assembly.
AUGUCGGGCAGUCGUACUCUCGACGAAAAGUGCGGCGAAUCGAACGUUCGAGAUGAGCUUGCCAGCCAUGCAAUCGUUACUCACUCAUUCUCGAAACGGAGCAAUAAGCUAAGAGAACGAUACAAGCCUCAGCCAAGCAGCAUUCCGUUCCUACCGGGUCAGUUGAACGAUACCUCAGUCGCCCGACAAGAUAAAGGCAUCGACUCGUUCGCUAGCUGUCACCGCAAAUAA